Molecule: messenger RNA, 730 nt
Organism: Paramecium sonneborni
Lineage: Eukaryota; Ciliophora; Oligohymenophorea; Peniculida; Parameciidae
Source: the annotation of a GenBank genome assembly
AUGUAAUUUUUAGUGUUAAUCUUGUAAGGAAGUAUUUUAAUCAACGCAGUCUUUGGAGGUUGGAUUAUAUAAUAUAAUGGAAUACAUGAAUUUAAAACAAUUACGUGUACUUCAUUAGGUUGUUUAUAUGGAUUCAAGAAUUAAACAAGCACAGGACCUGCCUUAUAUUUAAAUUGUCUAACAAAUCCACUAACUGCGUUGGUUUUAGAUAAUAAUUAAAUGACUUCAAUAGAAAAUGCUGUAUCCUUAACACCAUCGUAAUCAAACGCUUAUAAAAUGAUUAUGUUUGAUGUAUACUAUACAAGUCAAUGGGUAGAUGAUGUCAUAGAUUUUGAGUUUAAUAAUUAAAUUUUUGAAAUUAGACAUUCAACGACAAAUCCACUACCUCAAACAAAUGGCUUUUGUAAUUCAAUUUAGUAUGAGCUUAGAACAUAUAACUUUACAUUACCUUAUAGUUCAUAUAAUUACUAAUUUCCAAAAUUUACAAUAUAUAAUCCAUUAAUUAGUGCAAUGAUUAGAAAUGUGCAUAUGUCAUUUUAAAAUUGUUAUCCUGGUUGUACUUAAUGCAGUGGACCAGAUCACAACUUUGAUUCAAUAAAAGUUAACCUUUUCUAUUUAAGGGAACUUUACGUAAUAUUCAAAAAUAAUUUAGUUAAUAAGGAGCUGGUUGGUUUGUAAGAUUGGUUUAAAUCACAACAGGUUAUUGUCCAAAUACAUGUCUGAAAUGUGA